Messenger RNA from Cyprinodon tularosa, 3185 nucleotides. RefSeq names its product protein-serine O-palmitoleoyltransferase porcupine-like. Gene Ontology annotation, cellular component: membrane; endoplasmic reticulum. Bases 161 to 1549 code for a protein of 462 amino acids. Gene Ontology annotation, molecular function: Wnt-protein binding; palmitoleoyltransferase activity. The transcript is spliced from 15 exons. Gene Ontology annotation, biological process: protein palmitoylation; lipid modification; canonical Wnt signaling pathway. The record is from RefSeq and is a predicted model, not a curated record. Lineage: Eukaryota; Metazoa; Chordata; Actinopteri; Cyprinodontiformes; Cyprinodontidae.
GCCUUCAUACAUGUUAAGUGUGCCGAUGCUGUGACAAUGGGUUUGAUCCAGAAAUGCAUCAUCUAGAUCGGGGAUCCUGCAGACCUGAAGGAGUAAAGAAAAAACAGCUGGAUAAAGAUCAAAGGGGGAGGGGGGCUGCUGCUCGGAAACGGGUGUAGAGAUGGGGGUGUUCAGUCGGCAGAAGUUUUUCCAGGAGCUUCCUCAUGGCUGCCUGCUGCCUACAGCUCAGCAGGGCCUGGAGCAGGUAUGGCAGCUGCUGGUUAUCUGCCUGAUGUGUCGGCUGCUCUGGAUGUUGGGUCUCCCUUCCUUUGUGAAGCACCUGUGCACGGUAGCGGGCGGUUUCUACACCCUCUACCUGUUCUUUGAGCUCCACAUGAUCUGGGUUGUCCUCCUUAGCCUUCUCUGCUACCUCUUCCUCUUCCUGUGCCGUCAUUCCACCAUCCGAGGAACCUUUCUGUCCAUAACGGUGCUCAUCUAUCUGCUCCUUGGGGAGCUGCACAUGAUGGAUACCACCAAUUGGCACAAAAUGAGAGGUUCCCAGAUGGUUGUUGCAAUGAAAGCCAUUUCCUUGGCCUUUGACCUGGACAGAGGUGUUGUGGCCAGUGUCCCCUCACCCAUUGAGUUUAUGGGCUACAUUUACUUUGUGGGUACCAUCAUAUUUGGGCCCUGGAUCAGCUUCAACAGCUACAAAGAGGCUCUAGAAGGACGUAAGUUGAGCCUAGCCUGGCUUCUAAAAGCGUCCAUUAGCUGGCUGAAGAGCCAGAUCUGCCUGGUUGUCUCCAACUGUGUGGCUCCCUACCUCUUCCCUUACUUCAUCCCUGUCUACGGAGACAAGCUUCUUCGAAGCAAAAAAAGGAGGAAGAUCCGAGGCUCACUUGCAAAGUGGCUGCUGGCAUAUGAGAACACAAUGUCUUUCCACUUCAGCAAUUACUUUGUAGGCUACCUGGGUGAGACUACAGCUACUCUUGCAGGGGCGGGCUUUACAGAGGAGAAGGAGAACCUGAAAUGGGAUCUGAGCGUGUCCAAGCCGCUGAACAUUGAAUUUCCCCGGUCCAUGUUGGAGGUGGUGACGUCGUGGAAUGUGCCCAUGUCUCACUUCCUGCAUACAUAUGUAUUCAAGAGUGCACUCAAAUUCGGGACAUUCACUGCCAUCAUGGUGACAUGCAUAGCCAGCGCCCUCCUGCAUGGUCUAAGUUUCCAUCUGGGUGCAGUGCUGAUAUCUCUGGGGUUCAUUACAUACGUCGAGCACGUUUUGCGGAAGAGGCUCGCUGCCGUAUUUAAUGCCUGCCUGCUUUCUAGGAAAUGCCAGCCAAACUGCAAUCAUCAAAACAAAAAGAAGCUGUGGGUGUUUCUGAUUAAUUUAGCGUUUUCUGGCCUGGCACUUCUGCACUUGAUAUAUUUGGGCUCUGUGUUCAACUCCAGCGUGGACUACAUGGAGGAGGAUGAGGAUGAAAUCACCAACCACACCAUUCAGAAGUGGUCUGAGCUGAGCUGGACGAGCCACUGGGCCACAUUCAGCUGCUGGAUAUUAUACCGCCUCAUUCUCUAACAAUGGGAAGCAAUGAAGGGUGAAAGAAGCAAUAAUGAGAAGCAGAUUUCCCAUUAAUCUACUGUGAAUUUAUCCUGGUUAUGACUGAGGGAAGCAAAAUCAAUCUCAACUUGCAGUUUUCAGGUUGUACUACAUGUGAGUCGGGUAGUGCUCUUCUAACGUUUUGAUAUCUAAAGGAAGCCCACAGCGCCUUUUUUUUUUUUUCAUUUUUCCUUUUUAUCUGACCCCCAAUCACCAUGGUGUCAUGUUGUCACUGUGACCUACAAUCAAUAACCAUCAGCGCGGGUGAGAUUGACUUGCAGACACGUGAUGGUUCACGUCACGCAGAUGUCCUCCAAAGCCAAUCACAUCGGCUGUAUGUAUGUAUCCUGGCAACGGAUUUCAGAUUGGUCAUUUUACAAGUUCUUGAGUGUUUUUGUGGGAUUUAACUGUUAUAGAACAACAGAAAGUAGUACAGGACAUGGUUGUUAUUUGUUUACAAAUUCAAAUUUGAAAAUUUGUGGCAUAAUUUUGACUUUUGCUUUUGGCUGCAAUUUCAGCUGCAAAUGUUUUCAGUUUUUCUUUCUUUCAUGUUUUUAAGGUAAAAUAUACUUUAAAAAACAUUAUUAUCCUUCCACUUCACAAUCAAAAAUCUCUGUAUAAAAAGUUUUACAAGGAGCUGCACUGGUAUGUUUUUUAACAUACUUAGGGACAAAUCUGGUUGCAUCCCCCAGUCUUCCUAUCCUAAAUAAAUCUGAUUAAAUGUCCCGAAUCUAUGACACAGCUGCUUGUGUCUCUGGUUCAAUUGCGAUGCCUAAUCAGAACCUAAUGAUUAUAGUUUAUUUAUUAUAAACCCUUUUUUGCAGGUUGGGCAUGGCUAAAGGAAACAGCCACAGUCCGACUGCUUAUGUUUGUGACCAGAAUAUUGUGUAAAACUGCUUUAGAUCCAAAACUCGGUCAUUUCUCUUUGGAUCCAACAGACUUUUAUAAAUGCAACAAGCACAUGUUAUUAGACAGCUUUUUACCACCAGCUGUAACUAAUUCCCCUUUUGUGACUAUUAAAUAUAUUUAAGGUUUUAGAUUAUUACAUUUGAAACAGAUUUUUUUUUGUACUCUCAAAGUUUCCCGAUAGUGUUUGUAAAGUUUUAUUGUAUCCUUAAAUAUGUAAUUUUGAUUUCUUCUCUUCCAUUUAUAAUAAAGCCGUAGAAUCAGGAUAUUUUAGGUGUAAUAUUGUUUAAAUAAUUAUCAUUUAGUUUCAUAUAACCUAAAAUUAAACUCUUCUUUAUUCUACACCAGACAUUUCUCUUGAGAUAUAUACAGCAGCUGAGCUUGUGGUGAAGGUGCCAUGCACCCCGACCAGGAGUAUGAGGGGUGGAUGACAGAGCAGUUUUUUUAUAAUAUAUAUCUAAAGCUGCUGUUAACGACUGAACACUGUUGCUGUUUAUGAGCUGCUAAAGAAUCUCGACUGUGUCCAUCAGAAAGGGAAGAUGCGGUGUUAAAUAGAUUUUGAGUGUUUGUUGAUUUACCCAGUUUCUGCUGUGAUACUUCUUAGUACAAAAAAUAGCUCUAAAUACCUUAUAUUUGUGUUUUGUCCUUGUAAAUGUAAAAGGCCAUGACAUACCUGUGAUAUUUUUAUAAAAUUUUACAUGAAACCAUA